This is a messenger RNA of Eutrema salsugineum, 1129 nucleotides long. Its product is annotated as protein RER1D. Lineage: Eukaryota; Viridiplantae; Streptophyta; Magnoliopsida; Brassicales; Brassicaceae. Gene Ontology annotation, biological process: protein retention in ER lumen; retrograde vesicle-mediated transport, Golgi to endoplasmic reticulum. The transcript has 3 exons. Gene Ontology annotation, cellular component: Golgi membrane. Bases 209 to 823 code for a protein of 204 amino acids. The record is from RefSeq and is a predicted model, not a curated record.
ACUUGAGACGACUUUAAGAUCACUUUACCUUCCGUCAAAACGGAACUGAGAAAAAUUCAAUUUGAUUCGUUCAAAAUCAUCGAUUCAGAGUCGAUUCUCUUUACGAAUUGCAUUUUGAUUCGGGUUGUCUCCCUUUUCCUCUGUUCAAUUUUGGAGAUCAUUGACUUGGUGUGUUAGGGUUUAGCCAUUUCUGUUUCGCUACAAUUUCAUGGAGGACGAACCAGGAAAUGAAGGAGACGGAGAUACAGUGAUCGAUUCACCGCUUGCGAGAUGGAGAAUCGAAUUCUCAAAGUCAUUUCAGAAUUACCUCGACAGAUCGGCUCCUCACCUUGUUCGAAGAUGGCUAGUGACUUUAGUCGCUGCUGUGAUUUAUAUCUUCAGAGUUUACUAUGCGUAUGGAUUCUUCGUCAUCUCCUAUGGCCUCGCUACUUACAUCUUGAACCUCUUGAUCGGUUUUCUCUCUCCCAAAGUCGAUCCAGAGCUUGAAGCUGUAGAUGGUGCUUCUGUGUCCAGACGAGAUUCUGAUGAGUUCAAGCCCUUUGUUCGUCGUCUUCCCGAGUUCAAGUUCUGGUAUGCAGCAACUAAAGCUUUUGUUGUUGCAUUUGUCAUGACCUUCUUCUCCUUCUUGGAUGUGCCUGUGUUCUGGCCAAUCUUGUUGUGUUACUGGUUGUUUCUGUAUUUUCUCACUAUGAAACGCCAAAUCGUGCACAUGAUCAAGUUCAGAUACGUUCCUUUCGAUUUUAGAAAGAAGAGGCACGGUGGAAAUGAUAAGCCUAGUACCAGUAAUUCAUCUCAGGGAGAUGACAAAACGGCUCAGACGUGAAGCAUAGACAUGGUACUGAUCUGUACAUGUUCAAGGUAGUGAUAGGCCUUAAGUGAGAAAAGAUUACAAACUAAGAGAACAAAGAUCAAGUAGAUUGUAAUAGCAUGCUGUGGUGUAAACGGAAAAACAAAAGUUCUUGAAGCUUAACAGAAGUGAGGAACCUCUCUUAUGUUCUUAAAGUUUCUUUGUAAAGGGUAACAAAUGUAUUUUAUGUAGAGAAGGAUCAAUAUUUCAGAGUUUAGUGAGAGGAAGUAAACAUACAUUUGACAGUUUCUUUGGCCUGCAAAUUUUACAGAAGAGUUUCGU